Messenger RNA from Cornus florida, 1464 nucleotides. RefSeq lists its product as uncharacterized. The record is from RefSeq and is a predicted model, not a curated record. Bases 551 to 1420 code for a protein of 289 amino acids. Lineage: Eukaryota; Viridiplantae; Streptophyta; Magnoliopsida; Cornales; Cornaceae. The transcript has a single exon.
CACAUAGACGAAAAUAGUGACCACCAACAAUAGAUCCCUUUCCUCUUGAUCGGAACAAACCCUGGGACCCACCGGUGUUCCCGGACGGCUGCCGCCAAAUUCCCCCAUCAUUUAGUUCUCCCUUUCACUCCAUUAAACCCCAGAACAUCAAUCUCUCUCUCUAUAUAUCUCUCUCUGUAUCUAUCUGUAUCUAUAUGUUUCUCUCUCCUAAAAGAUAAAAGUUUCUUUGAGAACCCCCUAUUUAUAACAAGCUUAGGUAGCCUUUCGGUGCCCAAAUUCAGUAACUUUCACUCUUUGUUCCUCUCUUUUUCCUUCUUUUUCUGAUCCCUCCAAAUAAUGUAAAAACUUCAUUCUUACUCUGCCAAUCUCAAACUGUAAAUCGGACAAGUCUGUGCACGUCAUACACAAAAUGUAUGCCAUAUCACAAGCACACUCUGAUAUAUUCCAAUUCCAUAUUCAGAUAUUCUCCAGAGCUCACAACAAAAAAAGCAAAAGCUGACUCCCAUUUUCGCAACCUCAAAUCUAUAACCCCCAUUCAAGAUCUGUAACUAUGGCGGUUGAUGUGUGCUCUGAGAUUUCAAGUCUAGGAGCCAGCCCGAGAAUCUCAUUUUCUCAUGAUCUCAACCAAACAGAGAACAGCGGCGUAACUCCUCCGGUGGUGGUCCGAUCAGACUUUUCACUCUUGGACUCAAAUUCCGAUUUCCAUUUCUGCAUCUGUAAGAGCUUUGAGCUCCCAUCAGCUGAUGAGCUCUUCUCCAAUGGCAAGAUCCUUCCUACCCAGAUCAAGAAAGUCGUCAAAACCAAUCAAACUCAACAACCCAAUUCGAAUUCGGUCCCUUUUCAGCCGACCCAGAUCAGGAAAGUCAUCAAAACCAACCAAACUCAACAACCCAGUUCAAAUGAGAAUGCAAUCGAAGAUAAACCGAAGAAAAAGAGAUUGAAAGAGUAUCUGUCGAGCAAUUUCGAUACAGAGGACGAAGAAGAAGAAGCAGAGAAGCCUAUGUUGAAAUCGUUCUGGCAAUUCAGGCGAAGCAGUAGUCUCAACUGUGACAACAGACAUACUAAGAGCUUAAUCCGAUCUCUACAGUUCUUGUCGCGGAGCAAUUCAACUGGUUCGGUCCCAACUGUGCAGAAACAGAGAGCAUCCACCAAGGAGAAUCAGAAGCAUCAAGCUCCGAAGCAACAGUCAUCGUCAAUUGGUGGCGCGAAAUCGCCACCGGCGUUAAAUUCCGCCGCAUUUUGUUCUUAUAAUUCGUCGAAAAAGACUCCGUCGGGGAAGAAUUGCAGGUCUUAUAGCAAUGGUGUUCGAAUUAGUCCGGUUCUGAAUUUUCCGCCUACUUACAUUUCCUUGGGGACUAUGAAUUUGUUCGGGUUUGGUUCAUUAUUCUGUAACGGUAAGUCCAAAAAGAAGAAGAAAUGAUAUAUCAAUCAAUAUAUAUAAACUAUAUCUCUUUGUGUGUGUAA